Messenger RNA from Rotaria sp. Silwood2, 6999 nucleotides. NCBI's taxonomy places the organism in Eukaryota, Metazoa, Rotifera, Eurotatoria, Philodinida, Philodinidae. The record is from the annotation of a GenBank genome assembly.
AUGAGUGAUGACAUUCAAAAAGUUAAAAGGGCAAUAGCUCAAAAUCAUGCAGUUGUAUUUGUUGGUACAGAUGUGUCUCGUUAUACCACAAAUGGUGAACAAGAUUUUGCUACUUGGAUUGGUUUAUUAAAAAGUGGACUUCAAAGAUGUUACCAGUUCGGAUUGAUUGGCGAUAGAGAUCUUGAUGACAUCAUUAAAACAUUCGACAGUCAUGAAGCGAUAGUUGAUGAUUACUUGAGUGCUGCUGAUCGAAUUGAAGAUUGUUUCAAGAAGGAGAAUGAUAAAACAAACAAUGAUGUUUAUAAUGUAUGGUUGAAAGACACUGUAGGAAAGCUAAUACCUAAAAGAUCCGAACUUAUUGAAGCCAUAGGAGAAUUGGGAUGUCCAGUCUUAACAACCAACUAUGACGGACUUCUAGGAGAUAUAUUGAAGAAAAAACCAUUAACUUGGAAUAAAUACAAAGCCGAUGGUAUCGGUGAUUCGUUUGAGGAAAUGAAAAACUUUGUUUUACAUGUACAUGGAUAUUAUAAAGAAACCGAAAGUAUAAUUUUUAGUAGGAGCAAUUACAAAAAAAUCCUCGAUGACGAAUUUGCACAGUCGAAAUUGAAAGCACUUCUGGAAGCAAAAAUUGUUUUAUUUAUUGGCUAUGGUGGUGAAAUGACUGAUCCGAAUUUUUGGAACUUGUUACAAUGGAAAUUUCGAGUAGCAAGCCAAAAGCCUCUUUCAAUAUAUAAACUUGUUAAAUCAAAUAGAGAUACAAUGUUAAAUCAAGCUUUUGAUGUUUCGUUUUCAGAAAAUAUAACAGAGCUUCAUUACGGUGAGAGUUAUGCAGAUUUAUUAAAAUUUAUUAAGAGUCUGAAAUCAUUUACUCCACUAUUAUAUGAAAGUUUAUCAUUAAUAGAAGAAAAACAAAUUAUUCGUAAAAAGUAUCUGAAUUUCCUUACUAAAGAACAUGGAUAUGUAUCAAUAUUUGGAUAUUCUAAAACAAACAUUAGUUUACCUUUAGAAAGUGUUUAUGUCGAAUUAAAAUUUGAUCCAACACAUCCAUCUAUUAAAGCAAUGAAAAUUCUCGAAAUUUCUGAAGAAUUUAAACGUAAACUUUUAUCUCAUGGAUUUUUCGAUGAGAAUGAAAUUAAAAAAAUAUUUAGAGCUAUCAUGGAAGUAAACACGUAUAACCCUCAAAAUAUUUAUCGAGACUUUAUGAUUGAUCAGUGGUUGAAUGUUCUUUUAAGUAAUCAGAACAUAUUUACUAAAGACGAGGCUGCUUCGAUCAAAAAUAAAAUUAAUCGAUUAAAAUAUAGUAUUUUGGAAAAAUCUAAUGUUAAAGAAGCAAAACAAUAUCAUAUACAACAAGCUUACAACAAAUUUAGACAUUGUAUAAUCCUAGGCCAUCCUGGUUCAGGUAAAACGACCUUAUCGAAAUGGUUAGUAAUCAAUAUGGCUAAGCAAUGUCUAGGUGAGAAAAAUAUGUUAUUUGAUAGUAGUUGUUCUACUGAACAAAAACUACCAAUUCUUAUACCAAUAUGGAAAUACGUUGAUCAAUUAAAAGAAAAUCACAAUGAACAAAAGAAAACUUUGCUUCAAUUCAUCUAUGAAAAUCAUACUUUGGAUUCAAAUUAUUUCAACGAUGAAGAACGCAAAGUACUAUCAUCUUUGAUAAUACAAUCAUUGGUGCAAGGCAAUGUUUUAGUUAUUUUCGAGGGAUUAGACGAAGUUCCUGUUCAUAUAGAUCGGUCUGGUUUAAUGAAAGAAAUCAACGAUUUAUUAGAACGAGGAAUAGAUUAUGAUGCAAAACUGGACAAACUUUCUUAUUCAAUUUAUGAACGAAAAGAAAUAAAUAGUAUUCAAGAUCCCACUAUAGGUAACCGAUUUAUUAUUACAAGUCGUAUUGAAGGAAAUUAUUUCGAACAAAUCAAUUAUUAUAUACCUAGACUAACAAUUGAAGACAUGUCUAAUGAAUCUCUCAAAUUAUUUUGUAACUCUUACAUGGAAUGUAUUAAAGAAAAUUCUAUCAAAGAUGGAAAACAUAUAAAAGAAUACAAAACUGAUCAAUUAUAUAAUGAUAUUGCAAAAAAUAAAGAUAUUUUUCAAUUAGCAAUUAAUCCACAGUUAGCUAGUGUAAUUGCUGCCAUUUACAAUCAGUACGAAGAUAAAUUACCCGAAAAAAGAAUUGAUUUAUAUGAAAAAGCAAUAGAAAAGAUGAUUGAACGAUUGAUUAACUCUUCCAGUAGUUCUUCGACAAACUAUUUAAAUAAAGAACUUGGACUAAAUGCUACUAUAUUAUGGUCCAUAAUGCAAGAAAUAGCUGAAUAUUUACAUAGCAAAGUGGAAGGUUUAGCAGAGAAUAUUUUGAAAGAAAUCAUAAGAAAAUGCGUAGUUGAUUAUCAGAAACAAUCAACGAAAGACUCUCUAAUAAACAUUGAUGAUUCGAUUUUAAAACUUGUUAAUGUAUUUAAAUACCAAGCAGGGUUAUUGAAUGAAUUUGGUUACAACAGUUUUCGAUUCAUACAUCGUACGUUUCAAGAAUAUCUUGCAGCAAAAAGUAUUAUCUAUUUCAAUGGAAUGGAACGAAAUGAAGACAUGAUUUUGAAAAAUAUCAAAGAGAAAAUUGCUAACCCGAAUUGGAGAGUUCCUCUUAGCAUGACAUUUGGAAUAUUGAGUAAAUUAACUGAGUGUAGUGAAUUAUUUAGCAAUAUCAUUGAAAAAUUAUUCGACGAUGAACAAAUUUCAUCGAAUACACAAUUUUCUACGUCUCUGAUACCGUAUAUAAUCAUCGAUUCAUUGAAUGAUAUGCAUUUUUCAACAAAAGAUACAGAAUAUGUAUUGAUUCGAAGAUUAUUAGAACUGUUAUUAGUUGAUUAUAAAAAUAUGUAUGGUUUUUCAAGAUUAAAAGAACAUCAAGAAUUGAUACAAUCAUAUUUUUCAAAAUUGAAAACAGGUUACGAAAGUUUGGUUCUUGAAUGGUUUUUAGAGAAAAUAAAUCAAGACGAAAAUAUUGCUCCGUGUGCCAAUAUCAUUUAUCAACUUCAAUGGUAUGAUCCAAAAUUUCAUGAAAUAUUUUUAAAAAAUUUGGAUCAUGAUUCCGUGAUUUGGAAUUGGUCGGUGGAUUCUAUUUUACGAUUUUAUUCAUACAGUGUAGAAGAUGAGUCCAUGAUGAUCCAAUUAAAAUUCAAAAAUACAUUAGAAAAAAAUUCAGACGCUGUUCAGCAUAUAAUGAAGUACAUUGAUUGGUUAUGUAUUAUUAUAGCUCUUUACGGUGGAUAUAAAAAUUACAACACUCCAACAAGUAUUCGAGAACAUCUCGAAAUCACUCAGUUUCUUAGCUUAAGUGAGAACGAAAGGGUACCAUUUCUCUUUUAUUAUCAAGAAGUAUGGGGUCGCGAUGAUCCAGUCUAUAGGAUGGCUGUGCGUGCCGAUACAGUUAGAUCUGAGAAACGUUGGAGUGAAAAGCCAAUAUUUGAUAAGAAUGAAAUCUAUAAGGAGUCGUAUCUAACAACCAAAAUUCUCGAAUUACUUGUUGAAGAAAAAUCUGCAACAAACUUAAUAGAAUACUUGAGAAUGCAAGUACAUGGUCAACGAUUGUCAACUGGUGAAAAAAUAGACACAUUGAUUUUAUUAAUGGUUUUAGGAGACUUCGAUAUUAUAAACACUGUUAUAAACGAAAGAGAGGAAAUGUUUAUAAAAAAAUUUGGAAAUAGAGUAGAACAAUUGAUUUGCAGCUUGAAAGAUCCAAUUGCAAGGUGUUCUUCACAAGUUCCAAACUAUUUACUUACAGCUUAUAAUAGUAUGAAAGCAAAACAAUUGAAAUACAGUAUUGGUUUUUCUGAUUAUUGCAAAAUAUAUUUAUCUUUAAUAGCCAAUGGUGGAGGCCUACCUAUCGACACUACGAAACUAGCUGAAGCAAUGGAUAAUGCUGAAGAUAAGUAUGCUCUAUAUGCAGAAUAUUUUGCCUUUAAAUUCACUGGUGCUGAUGAUGAUAAACGAUAUAAUGUUGCAGUGAUAUUAGAUAAUAUGAAAACAUACGAAACUGAUGAAAUUAUAAAGUCAUUUGUAAAGAUUAGUGAUUCUGUUCAAAUUUAUACACCAGUUCGGUCAUAUUUGUGGCCUAUGGAUAUUUUUACUUUCAAAUCGAAUAACGAUGAUGAUUUACCGAUAGCAUUUCUCAAUUGUUUGGAGAACAUCCAUAAUAAUAUUGCCUUCGCAGUAGAUAUUAUUUCUAAUUUUUUGUUUCAGAAAGGAUAUUUUGAGAAAAAUCCCGACUUGAUUACAUUAAUAGUGUUAUUAAACUUUGGCACUAUGUCAAAAGGUGUCGACUAUCUAGAGCUUUGUAAUCGUUUGCUUCCUGAGCUGACACAUAAGACGAAUAUUAGAGAAUUUUUACUUCAAAAAAUUCAAUCAAUCGGCAGCUCGUAUUAUAGAUCAAGAGCAUUAAGUCAAUUAGCACAAUUCUAUGAUGAGAAGAGUUAUGAGCUUUUGAAUGAAUCUUUUAAACUUACAAAAACUAUUCAAGAACCAAGUUUUAAGUUUCAAGUUUUGGAAAAGAUUUUUAGUAUUACUCAUUACAAAGAAGUUAAACAGAACUCGUUUAUCCAGGAAAUACUCGAAGAGCUAGUUUUAUCAUUUGAUAGUAUUUGUGAUCAUUAUGAUCGAGUUGUUGCAUCGAUAAGAUUAUCGUUUUAUGGAUCAGGAGAUUUCCGAAAAAAGUAUUUGACAAAUGCUAUAGAAACACUUGGUAAGAUGAAUGAAGAUGAAGAGCAAAUGAAAUUAAUAAUAAAAUUAAAACCAUUAAUUGCUAUUUAUGAUGAUCUUCAAAUUACUCUGAAUGGAAUUAUAGAAAAUCUAAAAAACAAAAUAUCUAAGUAUUAUAUUGAUUCUCACUAUGGGCGAAUAUUGUUUACUGAAAAAUUAAAUGUUGAUAUUUACAACUUAACUUUGACAAUGAAUACAAAGGUCAAAAAUUAUAUUGAGAGAGAGGAAAAUGAUGAUUUUACAGUAUACAAUGAUAAUGAUAGCAAAACAAAUGACGAUCUUCCUGAAUGCAAUAUUAGUGAUAGUAAACAAAAUGAUUAUUUCCUCGAACGGGAUGAGAGUGAUAGCGAGAAAGAUGACGAUCUUCCAAAAUGGAGAAAUAAUUAUGAUAAAAAAAUUGUAGAUGAUUCCAAUCAUACUAAUAUUCAAGCUCUAUUUAUGCUCUUCGCACAACUUAAUGAUAUUAAAUUAACAUUUGGCAAAUCAAACAGCGUCAACCAAUUAUGGAUUAAUCUCUAUAGAGAUACCAAUAAUCAGUCAAAUAUUGAACAUUUACUAAAAGUAGCUUUAGAUAGUGAAUUAUUUUUGACACCACAAGUAGCAAUUAUUAUUGAUGAAUUAGUACGAAAAGGACAAGAAGAUAGAAUAUCAAUUCUUUUUCCAUACAUAACAAAACCAUCAAAUGAAGUGUUACCGAUUGUUCAUAGAUGGUUCACUGAUUAUAGUGACAGUCAAAUAGAAAAGUUAGCAGCUCUUUUACUUACAGAGGCAAAGUACGUUUUCGAAGCUGGACUCGAUACAAUUAUAGAUUUAUUGAAAAGUGACAAUGAUCAAAUUAGAUAUAGAGCCCAGCGAGUUUUCCAGCAUCCAGAACGAGAUGUCAUUGAACCAAGCAAAAGAAUAUCUGUCAUUGGAGAAAAAACAUUAAUGAAAAUUCUACAAAACAGAUUUUUGCAACCUUAUCUUCCACGAGUUCAAACUUAUCUUGCUACGUUUUUCUUCGACCUUCUUUGGGAUGAUUCUAGUGUAUUUCAAAAUCUUUAUGAAGAUGCCACAAAAUUACAACAAAGGCAAUCUAUUGGUGGAAAAGAAAUGAAAUUUUUUAAUAAUAUUCGUUUUAUAAAUAAUAAUAUCUGGAGUUCAAUACUGAAAACAUUGCAAUCACCAUCACAUCCAUCGUAUGUGGAAGAAAUAUUCCGUUCAACAAUGAAGCUUAUACGCAAUGAUCAAAUUGCAGAAGACGACUGGAAUGAAUUCGCACAAAUACUAUCGGCUACAGAUUCAAGUCAAUUCCAAGACAGAUUAUAUUUCAAAGAAAAUGACAUUGCAUCCAUUAGAUUUAUUUUGCAAACAGUUUGCGGCUUGACAAACACAAAUGAUGAAGCAUAUUUUCAACUUCUUGAUUCAAAGAUAAUUAGUGAACUAACGGUCAAAACUGAAAGUCUUUCACAACGUAAUUAUGAAUAUAUAAAACGUAUUAGUACGUGUACUUUUUGGACUUCAACACGUGAUUUAAAUCGCGAAAUAUUAAAUCUGUUAGAUGAUUUUCCAAUAACCAUAGAUAUAAUGGAAAGUUUAAUUAAAUGGUUAUUGCAAAAAAUGAAUAAUUUCAGAGGCACUGAUGAUACAAUCUUUUCAAUGAUGCUAUGUGAAAACCUAUUAUGCUUGGUUGCUGUAUGUGCCCAAAAGGACGAUUAUUUAUAUCGAAAAGUUACCAAUGGUCAAGAUUUUCAUAAAGCUCAAAUGAUCAAACUUUUAGAAAAAAUGCUACAUAGUCAUCCGUUUUUUCUGGCAAGAGGUAGUGCCUUUAUUUUAUUGUCAGCACUGGAUAAUUGCGAUCAAAAAGUAAUCAUAAAUGCAAUGAAUGCUUUAUUCGAUGAAAACCUCGUGAAAGAAUAUUCUGUAAUAGGAAUUCCUCUUAUACAAUUAUCGCCAAAUGAAUUUAUCGAUGAUUUAUUAAAAUCUUUAAAGAACGAAAGUGCUAUAAAAGCUUAUGAAAUAUUAAAAAUUUUGACACAGUAUGCUUCGAAUGAAAAAAUUGAUGCACAUACUAAAUCAAAAAUAAUGAAUUAUUUAGCGAAAGAAAUUGGAGAAUUAAAAUCGAAAAGACCAAUUAAUUAUUAUUAUACAGACAUUAAAAUACCGUUUACAACAACAUUGGAAAAUGAAUUAUACAAAACAUGGAUUAAAAUACAAGGACUCUCUGGCAAAGCACAAUAUUAUGCAAAGGUUGAAGCAUCAAAAAAAUGA